This is a messenger RNA of Engraulis encrasicolus (European anchovy), 856 nucleotides long. RefSeq names its product potassium channel tetramerization domain containing 4 (gene kctd4). The transcript has a single exon. Gene Ontology annotation, biological process: protein homooligomerization. The coding region runs from base 80 to 856 and encodes 258 amino acids. Gene Ontology annotation, molecular function: protein binding. The record is from RefSeq and is a predicted model, not a curated record. NCBI's taxonomy places the organism in Eukaryota, Metazoa, Chordata, Actinopteri, Clupeiformes, Engraulidae.
UGCGCUGCUCGCGUUCUCCAUCGAUCGGGCGCAAAGCACGCGUUCCACUAGGCAGGGGGGUUGUGCGGCGCGGCGCGGCAUGGAAUGGAACCUCAGAAGGAUGGAGAGUGAACUCAGACAAAUCAACCCCGACCUGCUGCAGCCCAGUAAGAGCUUCAAGAAAUCCACCUCGGGCACAAUCACCCUCAAUGUAGGAGGCUACCUGUACGCCACCCAGAGACAGACCCUGGCCAAGUACCCCGGCUCCCUGUUAGAGGAGUUGAGCAGCGGGAAGAGGCCCGUGCAACACGUGGACUCCAUGGGCAACGCCUUCAUCGACCGGGACGGCCCCAUCUUCCGCCACAUCCUCAACUUCCUGCGCCUGGGCGAGCUGCUGAUCCCGGACGACUUCAAGGAGAUCGGGCUGCUGCAGAAAGAGGCCGACUUCUACCGGCUGCCGGAGCUGACGGAGGCCACGUCGGACUGGGAGCAGAAGCAGGCGGCCGGACGCGAGGGCGCCUUCCUGGAGGUAACGGACAGCCACGACCGCGCGCACGGCCUCAAGGUCUACUGCAGUGACACCAGCUUCAUCGAGAGGGUGAAGGGCCGGCUGGUGCAGAUCUCCAAGAGCCGGCUGGACGACUUCCCCGAGGAGUUUGCGGUGUCGUCCAACGUCAUCCAGUUCCGACACUUCAUCAAGUCCGAAAUGGGGUCCAGGCUGGUGUUGAAAGAAGACAGUACCUUCUUGUGCACGCUGGAGUGCCUCAAACUCGAGACGGUGCUGCUGGCUCUUAGGGGAGGUUUCCGGCUCCUCACGAGCCUAGACAGCAGCCGUGGAUCUGUUGUUCAGUGUGAGGCCCUCCACUUUAUGAAAUGA